Cynocephalus volans (Philippine flying lemur) is the source of this 1275-nucleotide messenger RNA. RefSeq names its product carbohydrate sulfotransferase 8 (gene CHST8). Gene Ontology annotation, cellular component: membrane. The transcript has 3 exons. Gene Ontology annotation, molecular function: sulfotransferase activity. Gene Ontology annotation, biological process: proteoglycan biosynthetic process; carbohydrate biosynthetic process. Lineage: Eukaryota; Metazoa; Chordata; Mammalia; Dermoptera; Cynocephalidae. Bases 1 to 1275 code for a protein of 424 amino acids. The record is from RefSeq and is a predicted model, not a curated record.
AUGAGCCCACGACACGGAACCAUGCGGCUGGCCUGCAUGUUCUCAUCCAUCCUGCUGUUCGGAGCUGCGGGCCUCCUCCUCUUCAUCAGCCUGCAGGACCCCACAGAGCUGGCCCCCCAGCAGGCGCCAGGAAUAAAGUUCAACAUCAGGCCACAGCAGCCUCACAACGACCUCCUGCCCGGCAGUUCCCAGGGUGGUGACUUGAAGGUGUCUACAGAGAGGGUCGCCCAGGACUUGUCCAGCCGGGCUCCAAGGGACCUCAGCCCGCCAGUGCCUGACCGGCCUCAACCCCACCUGAAGCUGAGAGCCCGCCCGCGACCCCGGCAGCGCCGCCGGCGGCUGCUUAUCAAGAAGAUGCCGGCUGCGGCGGCCGCCCCGGCCAACAGCUCGGCCGGGACCUUCGGCCGGCCGGGACCGCGGGCCCUGGACCGCCGCUGGGUGAGCCUGCACCAGAGCCAGCAGGAGCGCAAACGGGUGAUGCGGGAGGCGUGCGCCAAGUACCGGGCGAGUAGCAGCCGCAGGGCCGUCACCCCCCGCCACGUGUCGCGCAUCUUCGUGGAGGACCGCCACCGCGUGCUCUACUGCGAGGUGCCCAAGGCCGGCUGCUCCAACUGGAAGCGGGUGCUGAUGGUGCUCGCCGGGCUGGCCCGGUCCACCGCCGACCUCCAGCACAACACGGUGCACUACGGCAGCGCGCUCAGGCGGCUGGACACCUUCGACCGCCAGGGCAUCCUGCAGCGCCUCAGCACCUACACCAAGGUGCUCUUCGUGCGCGAGCCCUUCGAGAGGCUGGUGUCUGCCUUCCGCGACAAGUUCGAGCACCCCAACAGCUACUAUCACCCCGUCUUCGGCAAGGCCAUCCUGGCCCGGUACCGGGCCAACGCCUCGCGGGAAGCCCUGCGGACGGGCUCCGGGGUGCGGUUCCCCGAGUUCGUGCAGUACCUGCUGGACGUGCACCGGCCGGUGGGCAUGGACAUCCACUGGGACCACGUCAGCCGGCUCUGCAGCCCCUGCCUCAUCGACUAUGACUUUGUGGGCAAGUUCGAGAGCAUGGAGGACGAUUCCAACUUCUUCCUGAGCCUCAUCCACGCGCCGCGGAACCUGACCUUCCCCCGGUUCAAGGACCGGCACUCUCAGGAGGCGCGGACCACAGCCAGGAUCGCCCACCAGUACUUCGCGCAGCUCUCGGCCCUGCAGCGGCAGCGCGCCUACGACUUCUACUACAUGGACUACCUGAUGUUCAACUACUCCAAGCCCUUUGCAGACCUGUACUGA